AUGCAGCAGGGUGGACAGAACAACAAGCGUGCAGCUGUAAUUCACGAUUCAAUUGAAUCCGGUGACAGCCAAAGCCUCGCUUUGGAUCCUGAGCAGACUGAUGCACGUGCUAUCUCGGAAGCACCACCACCAAGCCAGGUAAUGUUGAAAUUGAUGUUGUGAUUCUUCAAUACUUGAAAGUAGCAGCAGGUAGAAGAAGAAGAUGAAGAUCAUCAACAUCUGAUUCCGAUCAAGGACGAAAACACAGGGGAACAGGAUGAACAGAAGAAAGAACGACAGGUGGAUCGAGGAAUAGAAGCGAUAUAAACGGGUCUUGGGCUCGUACACGAUUCACGAAGCAGAGAACAAGACCAAGAACUACACGACGCUGAAGCUUCUUCAACUGAAGAACCUUUACAUCACGAAGAUGCCAGCCGGUUCGUACUAUUCUAAUCGCGCUUAUAAGCGCUCUGGCAAGAUGCUUCGGCGCACCCGCGAGUGCUGUGCGACCUUGUACGAGAUCGCUAGUGUCUGUGCAAAAUUCAUUGCUCGUGUCGUGAAAAAUUUCUGUCGGAGAAGCACGUAUGAGACACUGAGGGAACUUGAGCACGACGACUCUUGGUCUUGGGAAUUCGACGUGGCCAAUAGCAUGAUGAAUCAACAACAGACCACCUAUCGUGGUCCUCCGGAGGACGACGUCGCUAUGAGAAAUAACUACAACGACAUGUUUAUUCACAACAACGCACCAAACCCAACAGUGUAUGGCUUCUAUGGAGGUGGAGGUGGAGCGGCAGCAGCAAGAGGACACGAGCAAAACAACCUCUUUUAUGCUACCGGAAACACGGUCACGGAGAGCGAGAAUAUGAGCAACAAGUUCGUGAUGCCUCCACCAGCACCACCCAGUAUGUUCCAACCACGCAGAAUUGGAAUUGGUAGUACGAUGACGGGUACCAGCAUGAGCAUGACCAUGACGACUAAUGCUAAUGAUAACGGAGGAACGACUGCGAAUCACGGAUUUGUGCCUCUCAACAGUUUUUCAUCCUUGGGCAAGAACAAUCGUAGCAAUAUCACCACAGCUACUCCAACAACAAUGAUGAGGACGCCACCAAGAACGCGAGGACAAGCACACCAGUCGCAAUGAAUGCAGAGCUGUAUGCUGGUACUACUACAAGUCAUGUACUAGACAUCUUCACGCCUCAGCAAGACGAAGUGCCACUAACCCUUUCUCUAGUACAACAACUACGUCACUACAACACCAACGUACUACCAACGUAUUAGAAGAACUAGUGGAAAUUAUAGUAAAAUUCCUUCUCACGACUAGACCAAUCUCUUUCUCUACUCUCGCUCUAUCAGGACGUCUGGGCAAACCAUUCGAUGUAUCAACGAUUAGUGCGCGCAGAGAGACCGAAUCCGAACGACCCUAGUGUCGGCAGAUCGAAGCGUUUCCUCAGCAUUGCGGGAAACCAAGAGGAGCAACUUUCCUCCUCGAUCCUCACUUACGGCAAGCAAGAAGAUGCAUUCGCAUUUGUCAACAUUUUCUUGCGAUAAGUAGAAUAAGUUCCGUCUAGUAUCACUUGUAGCACGCUUCCUCUUCAAGUAUCUGGUUUGAGUAUGUAGAGUAAUAUCCUACGUGUAGUGAGUAAUAUCCUACGUGUAGAAGUGCAACACGAACACUUUUGUGUAUGGUUCUGGUAUUUUUGGUAUAGCCUGAAUUUGAUCCUAAGGGUUCUCUUCUUGUUUUCCCUUAUGAUCAAAUUCAGGUUACCAAAUACCGGAGCCAUUCAUUUUGGAUAUGUGCAAAAAAUGUUACGAUCGAUCGCUUUCAGCUCUAACCAACGCGCGCGCUUGCAAGAGGGACAGCUGACUUGACGGCAAAGUGGAACACUAGCUCAGUAACGUCUGCUGAGAUGAAGCAGACUGCAGGACGAGUAUCUUCAACAUGUCAACAUACGAAGAAAAAGAUACGCUUGGUGAAGGAGUAUCCUAGGUUUCGCUUGUGCUUUCUCGAAGAUGACAGUUUGAUGCUUUUGCCAAGAGAACAUCCGGAAGCGCGUCUUAUCCAGACCGACACUGAGGUCCAGACCGACACUGAAGUCUCUGUUGACGUUAAGACUCGUAGCAUGACGAGGAAGACAGUCCUGACUGAAAAGGCUGAAGGAAUGAACUGACUAAGUACUUACAAGAUGAAGAUAAGUAGUCGAUUUUCAUCUAUCUUCGUCGCCAGCAAGUAGGAUCAUCAACCGAUUCAAUAUCAAGCAGUUGUGGUGACUACAAUUGGAAACCCGAUGGGAUCUAAGCGUUGUGCUGCCUUGAUGCUUCUCCUUGUCUAAUAAAGAUCGUCACAUGGUUGGCAGCAGUCGACUCUUUAUACCCUCUCGCUUGGGUCUGCAGAAAACGGGAGAUGAAUAAUGGAGGAGAUGGGGCUUGUAGCUGAUAGUGAAUUUGGGCAUAUCCAUAGCGAGUAAGUAUGUGGUUUUUGCACAAACAAGUAAGUUGCCUCUGAUGACCUAGAACAAUUAUGGGCUAUGUCGAGAUGGGCUCUUGCUCUGGGAUUUUUGUUCUGUAAAUGAUGGCACUUGUGGUCUGACGUGGGAUUGUGACCAACAUUAGACGUUCGUUCUCCUGACACUGAAGUUGGUCGAUGCCAUCAUCUAUCCACAAGUUGCAGUACUAAGCACUUUCAGUUUCACACUCAUGAUGUCGAUUUUCUUAAACUUCAGCUGCUCGACAGCCUGGUGCG
Molecule: messenger RNA, 2719 nt
Organism: Amoebophrya sp. A25
Lineage: Eukaryota; Dinophyceae; Syndiniales; Amoebophryaceae
Source: the annotation of a GenBank genome assembly